CCUAUCCGAGUCCAGUGGGAGACGAGAGGAAGCCCUUUGUUCAUCCUGCACCGGCUGUGAAGCUUGAGUUUGGGAAUAGGGAAGAUGUCAAGCCGGGGCGCAUGCUGGAUAUCAAACCGGACGUCAAGCCAGACAUUAAACCAGACAUCAAACCAGACAUUAAGCGAGACAUCAAACCGGACAUCAAGCCAGAUGUCAAACCAGACAUCAAACCAGACAUCAAACCAGACAUCAAACCGGACAUCAAACCAGAUGUCAAGCCAGGCAUCAAGCCCAAUAUGCCCCCCGGCAUGCACCCGGAAAUCAAGCCCGAUCUACAAACUCUGGAGAACGACGACAAAGCCUGGGUGUACGUUUCCUGGGAGCUCGUUCCCUCCAACCCGGGCGUACGACGAAAUGUGACCCUGGAAUGGCUCCGUGACCCUCAUGGCGGGCACCAUGAGGUCGCUUGGAACGAGUAUGUAGAUCUUGAUUUCUGGUUGGUUAGGGAUGACGAGGAUGGGGAUGGGGAUGUGACAAAGUAUCACGACGAGUCAGAUGGGGGGAGUCCUGCGCAAGACGUGACUGCUGUGGAACUGGAGGCUGAUGACUUGCUAGAUCAGAUUGGGGUCGAACUUGGUAUGCUGACGAAGCGCAAGC
This is a messenger RNA of Dacryopinax primogenitus, 639 nucleotides long. RefSeq lists its product as uncharacterized. The record is from RefSeq and is a predicted model, not a curated record. The transcript has 2 exons. The annotation marks the transcript as partial. Lineage: Eukaryota; Fungi; Basidiomycota; Dacrymycetes; Dacrymycetales; Dacrymycetaceae.